UUUGGCCACACUGUGGCAAACAGCUGAUUGGCAAAAAAAAGAACUCCAAAAUUCCGAAACAAAUGAAAAAAUUAUAGAAACGAUGAUAUAGACGAUUGCUUAAAGUGCAUCCGAAUGCGAAAAGACACCAGCCGCGGGCUACGGACAAAAUGCAGCGGAAGCAGCCGAACGAGCCGGCAUGCAGCACCGCCUUCGAGGAGGCGGAACAGACGCCGCCGCCGCCGCAGCAGCAGCAGCACCUCGGUCUCAGCACAAAACUGGCGCUGCGGCGUCUGUACGAGGAAAUUGAAAAGGUGCUGCUGGAGCACGAGCAGCAGUACGGGGCGGAGAGCUCGUAUCGAAAGUUGCGUGCGGCCUUCGUGAAGCGCUACGACAGUCCAUUGGGUUGGCUGUCGAUUGGCACCAGUUUGCUGACCAGCGUGGCGCUGCUUAUCACCGGCAUGUUGUGGCCCGCGAUCUGUUUGCUGGCUAUCUUAUCGCUGGACUUUUUCGUCGUCAUCCGAGAGAACAAUUUGCGGCGCACAGAGAUCUACCGCAAGACGCGGCACGCCCUCGCGGAGCUGCAGCUGGCGGAGCAGCAUUUCAGCGACGACUGGCAGGCAUCCAAUUAUCCGCACCUGAGCAAUCCCAUGUCGCCCUGCGUCUCACUGCAAUGGACGUACCGCGACGGCAUUCUGGUCAAUCUGCCAUGGGCGCUGCUGGUGCGCGGCGAUUGCAUUGUGCUGCGACCGGGACACAUAUCGCCCGGCCCCUGCCAUGUGCUCGACACCAACAAGUUCUUCGAUGCGAAUGAGAUUUACGGCGCUGCGCCCAUGGGCGAUCCACCAGUCAAGCCAAUGGCACGUCCCCCGCUGCCCAAUCUUGUGUGCUGCCUGGAGAGUACGCCGUAUCUGGAGAACCUCAGCAUUUGCCUAAAGAACUCACUGAAGCGGCCGCCAACCAUCUACAAUCAGCAGCGCUAUCUGCUGGUGACAAAAUACAUUCAACAAUGGGGCUUCAUUAGUGCUUUGAGCAUCACCCUCGUGUCGGGCCUGUUGCGCCUGCAUGGCUAUGGCCUGCCCACCGAUGAGCAGCACAACUGGCGCUUUGUGCUGAUUGAGUCGCCAGCUGCUGCCAUUAUUCCGCUGCUGCCGCUGAUCUUUCCGCUCAUGUGGAUCUCCAUGAAUCUGUGGGGCAUUGCGCGGUUGCAGUGCUUCCUCAAGACGCCGCAGGUGGCCAGCGAGAGGAGUCCCACCAAGUCGUUCGAGGAGGAUCUGGACUCGCCCUCCUGCAACUACGAGAACAUAUCAAUGCUGCGCUCCAAUGUGCUGCGCAUUUGGAUGCAGCUGUGGCGCGGCGACAGCGAGCUGCUGCCCCGUUCGGCCAAUCUGGUGCAAGUGCUGGGCUCCAUUUCCGCGCUCUGCUGUGUGGACAAAAAGGGCAUUCUGUCAUGGCCCAAUCCCACGGCCGAGAAGGUUUUCUUUCUGCACAACACGGACGAGGAGGCCAACGAUGAUGGCGCGCGCAGUCAGGCGUCCACGCAGAGCGAAAGCGAUGAUGUGCCCAUUGUGGAUGAGGAUCACAAGGAGCGUGGCAUUGUGGCGGAAGUGUUGGACCUCACACACGAUCAGCAUUGCCCGUUUCGACUGGAGUUCGAUGAUCACGAGUGGAAGGCGCACAUCAAGUCACUGAAGCCGUUGGGUCUGGCCAUCUUGCUCAACACCUGCUCCCCGCUCACCCAUGAGCACUACGCGCAGUUUUGUGGACAUGUGACGGCCGUCGCGAUGCUCGACAAAGAUUUGGUGCCUGUUACAAAUCGGUAUGCGUAUGCACUCAUUGAAUCCAGUAAAAGCUUUUUGCAUGGACGCUGCCUCUGCGAGUUGGCCAAGCAAAUUGGCUUCACGAAUCAUGCCACGGAUCGCUUUGCGCUGGAGGGACAACUGGCCAGCUACAGGCAUUUGCAACCCGAUGUCGUGCGUCGCGACAUUCGCUUUGCGAGACAGCUGCAGCUUUCCUCCAAAGUAAAAGUGCCCUUUCCGCACUCUCUCUCCGUGGUGAUGCGCGAGAACCCCGGCGGCUAUUUGUCGUUGUUCACGCAGGGCACAGCGGACAUUAUACUGGACUGCUGUGACGAUUUCUGGGAUGGCCAGGACUUGCAUCCAUUGUCGCCGCAGGAUCGCAAGCGAGCGCUGGACUUUUAUCAACGCAGCGCGCUCACCUCCUACUGCACAGCGUUUGCGUAUCGGCCGCUGCGGCAUGGCAUACACGGAGCGCUGAGCGGGCCGCAGCAGAGCGGCGGCGAGUGCUUGUACCUGGAGCUGCCGCCCGAGUCGAAGCUGCGCAUGCAGCACGUGGACAAGCUGCACUGCGACUUCCAGGGCGGCCACCACGUGAAGCUCAGCCACAGCAUCAGCACGGACUCGCUGCUGUAUUCGGAGCACAAGGACGAGGACUGCAACGAUGUGGAGGGUUGCUUCGAGAUGCAAUGCCAUCAGGUGUUCAUCGGCAUGGUCACCAUGCAGUACCAAGCGCAGAACGACAUCGUGCGCCUGGUGGAGCGCCUCGAGCGUGCGUGCAUUCGCUUCGUGCACUUUAGCAAGGAGAACGAGCUGCGUUCGCGUGUGUUCUCCGAGAAAAUGGGCCUCGAGUCUGGCUGGAAUUGUCACAUUUCGCUGCUCAGCGAACCGGAGCCCGAGGUCGAGAAGGAGAAGGAUAAAGAGAAGACAAAUACACCAAAAAAUGCUGGUAAAAGUCAAGCCACAACCACCACAGAACCAACUGAAACAGCCACAGAUUGUGCGGCACAUAACAUUCAUCAUCCUGCAAGUGCCAAAGUCAUGUACAUAACGCCACCCGCAUCCGCACCUGCACCCGCUCCCGCUCCCGCUCCUGAACCCACCGCUGUUGAGGCCUCCUCCUCCACGCCCCUUGCUAAACCCACUGAUAUUGUAGGUGAUGCCCCCAGCGCAGCGCCAGCUAUCAGCCAUCUGCUUGGGCCGCCCACCAAUUUGGAGACGUCGAAAACGCUCAGCUCCUCGGCCCCUGGUGCCAUAUCCAACCCAGACGAGUGCAAUCCAUUGAAUUCCGCGCUCAGUUCGGAUGGGGAGGCCGGCGGCAGUGGCGGGGACAACUCGGAGAGCUUGCAGCAGGCUGAACUCGCAGGCGAUGGGGAAAUGGAGACCGAGACAGAUUCCAAUCGCCUCAAGCAGCGCCACUCGCUGGACUCGGCCAUGGACGAGAACUGCCGCUCGCUGAGCACACUCACCGAGAGCACCGAUCAGAGUGCGCCCAUCAAUUUCGACAUGUCCAAUCGCGCCAAGCUGCCGCGCGGCAUUGAGAAUAUUCGCCCGCACCUGGAGCAGGUGGACAACGUGCCGCUGCAGGUGUCGCUCUUCACGGACUGCUCGGCGGAGGCCACGCGGCAGAUGCUCGACAUAAUGCAGUCCUACGGCGAGAUUGUCGUCUGUCUGGGCAGCUCGGCGAGCAAUGCCAAUGCGGACAUCUUUCUGCAGGCCGACUGCAGCAUUGCCGUGGAGCCGCUCUAUCCGCAGGUGUGUCAAGACGUCGACGCCUACACGGAGGCCAACAUACAGCACAACAAGUGGCUGUGGCAGCGGCAGGCGGACAAGGGCAAGGCCUCCAAUGAUGACGAGCAGCUGCUGGAGUGCGGCCUCCAUGGCGCUGGGGCGCGUGCCAUGCAGUCGCCGGCGCACACCGUCUCCCCGCUGUAUCUGAGUCGGCUGCUCAACUCGCUGCCCUGCUCGAUAGCCGUGUGCCGGGACGACCCACUUUCGCUGGUGGCCAUAAUUGAGCUGUCACGCCGCUUCUCGCUGGGCCUGUGGAAUUGCAUACAGUAUUGGGCCUGCUGUGCGGGCAGCAUAUCCAUUAUGAAUGUGCUCUGCGCGUGCCUCUCACUGCCGCCCGUACUCACGCCGCUGCUCUCCAUCUAUCUGAUGUCGGUGCCCGUGCCGCUGAUUGCCAUCUCGCUGGCCCACAUCGAGGUGGAUCCCAAGAUUAUGAAUCGAGCGACGAGCAAGAAGCAGACGGACUACGAUUCGCGCGCUUUUGCAUUUGUUAUGUGGUGCUAUGGCUGCAAGUUUCUUGUGCCCAUUAUAACGCUGCUCGUUACCUAUUGGAUGUGCUUGGCGCAGUCCAGCGUCAGCAGCUCGCUGCUCACUGCCGAAGAGCAGCUGCAGGUGGGCGACGACGACCUCGAUGACUUCCAGCCCGACAAUGAUGCGAAUUUCUAUCAAUUUUUGUACCUAUCACGCAGCUGCGCCUUGCUGGCCAUACUGCUGCAUUUUGCCUGCAUCUCCAUUACAUUUGUGCAUCGUGAUCAUGCCAUUUGGCAGCGUAAUCCCUUCACCAAUCGCAUUUGGGCGCUCACCUGCCUGGGCCUGGUGCUUCUGCACUUUGGCAUUCUGUCGCUGCAGCUGGCGCUGGAUGACUUUCUGCAGCAGCAAUUGCCGCAGCUCUGGCUGGCCAUGCUGCUGCUCUUUGGCAGUGCGCUGCUCAGCUGGAUCAUCAGCGAGCUGGCCAAGUUUCAGGAGAACAAGGUUAAUGCGCGCUAUCAGCGUCGCGCGCGCUUGGAUUUUGGCACCAAAUUGGGCAUGAACUCGCCCUUCUAGGCCGCCAAACCCCAGGCUGUACAUGGUUACGCUUCUUCUACGUUGUUUACUUAAACCCUUAUAUUAUUUAUGCAUUUGUUUUGAUUCGUUUUUAGCUGCGGUUCUGUACUUUACUUUUCGUUUGUUCUUUCAUCUAAAAAGUGUUUCCUAAGUGUUUAUUUUUAGUCUUCGUGUGACACCCCCAAAGCCCCUCUAACAUUUCGUAAAAGACUUUUGCAAUUACUAUAUGAAAUAUAUAACUAAAUGUA
Messenger RNA from Drosophila subobscura, 4855 nucleotides. RefSeq names its product transmembrane protein 94. Lineage: Eukaryota; Metazoa; Arthropoda; Insecta; Diptera; Drosophilidae. Gene Ontology annotation, molecular function: nucleotide binding. The record is from RefSeq and is a predicted model, not a curated record. The coding region runs from base 150 to 4607 and encodes 1485 amino acids. The transcript has 9 exons.